AUGUCCGUUUCGUUAUUACAACCUUCUUUCUUUAUGUCAAAGACCAGAAGCUACGCGCAAAUUCUCAUUGGAUCUCGGUGGUUCUUAACAGCGAUGGCUAUUCAUUCAAGUCUUCGGGUAGCACCACCAGAUCUUCAACAAGGUGGAAAUUCUCGGAUUCCCUAUGUACACGUUCCUGCGGCUCGGAUGAGUAUAAUAGUUUAUAUCGCAACGGCUAUAAACAGUUCCUUGUUCCCAUUAACAAAACAUCCCCUUUUUCUUCGCUCUUCCGGAACCGGUACAGAAAUAGGUGCUUUUUCUACGUUGUUUACCUUAGUUACUGGGGGGCUUCGGGGAAGACCUAUGUGGGGCACCUUUCGGGUGUGGGAUGCUCGUUUAACCUCUGUAUUCAUCUCGUUCCUUAUUUACCUGGGUGCACUGCGUUUUCAAAAGCUUCCUGUCGAACCGGCUCCUAUUUCAAUCCGUGCUGGACCGAUCGAUAUACCAAUAAUUAAGUCUUCCGUCCACUGGUGGAAUACAUCGCAUCAACCUGGGAGCAUUAGCCGAUCUGGUACAUCAAUACAUGUUCCUAUGCCCAUUCCAAUCUUGUCCAACUUUGCUAACUCCCCCUUUUCAACCCGUAUCUUGUUCGUUCUGGAAACACGUCUUCUUAUUCCAUCUUUUCCCGAAUCUCCCUUAACGGAAGAAAUAGAAGCUCGAGAAGGAAGACCUGCUACCUAG
Molecule: messenger RNA, 720 nt
Organism: Nymphaea colorata (pocket water lily)
Lineage: Eukaryota; Viridiplantae; Streptophyta; Magnoliopsida; Nymphaeales; Nymphaeaceae
Source: the annotation of a RefSeq genome assembly